AUGACUUCUGUUAGCAAUUCAUCACUUUCAUUUACAUCAUCAUCUUGUUCUUCGUCACCAUCAUCAAGGACAACUUCCCCUAAACCACCACAGUCACCACCUGCUCUGAGCUCACCACUGAGAUGGAGUCUAAAAUAUGAUGUGUUAGUGUGCCAUAGCUCAGAUCCCAGUGACACUGAGGAGGCUGUACACCUGGUCUCUUUUCUGGAGGCCCACAGUCUUCGGUGCUUUCUUGUGCACAGGGACACAUGUCCAGGAGGUGCAUUUUCCACAGAAUUAUGUGAGGCUAUACAGAACAGCCACUUGAGGGCUCUGCUCAUCACUCCUAACUUCCUGCAGGAUGAAUGGUGCAUGUAUAUGAUGCACCAGGCACUGUCAGAGGGGCCAAUGUCUAAUCGCAUGCUUCCACUGGUUCAUAACCUGCCACACUCUCAGUACCCUCAGGAACUCAAGUUUCGCUUCUACUUCGACCUUGGCAAGCAUCCUGACCAAUGUUAUACUCGUGUCAGCAACACUGUGGUACAAUGUGAGUAA
This is a messenger RNA of Scomber japonicus (chub mackerel), 534 nucleotides long. RefSeq names its product toll-interleukin 1 receptor (TIR) domain containing adaptor protein (gene tirap). Bases 1 to 534 code for a protein of 177 amino acids. The transcript has a single exon. Gene Ontology annotation, biological process: signal transduction. The record is from RefSeq and is a predicted model, not a curated record. Lineage: Eukaryota; Metazoa; Chordata; Actinopteri; Scombriformes; Scombridae.